Messenger RNA from Melampsora larici-populina 98AG31, 195 nucleotides. RefSeq lists its product as uncharacterized. The transcript has 3 exons. The coding region runs from base 1 to 195 and encodes 64 amino acids. NCBI's taxonomy places the organism in Eukaryota, Fungi, Basidiomycota, Pucciniomycetes, Pucciniales, Melampsoraceae. The record is from RefSeq and is a predicted model, not a curated record.
AUGCUUUUCUUCAAAAUCAUCAUUGCUGCUGUUCUAGCAGCCACAAUCUCCGCCAGCCCUGUCCAAGUUGACCAAACUGUAACUCGCGAAGUCCUACAACGACGAAAUCUGGGUGGUGAUAAACCCAAUCCUAUUACUAAAGCCCCAACCUGCUCGCAAUGUCCACCACCCUCCCGAUCACACGGUUGUUGCUGA